Messenger RNA from Trypanosoma brucei brucei TREU927, 2655 nucleotides. RefSeq lists its product as hypothetical. The record is from RefSeq and is a predicted model, not a curated record. Bases 1 to 2655 code for a protein of 884 amino acids. The transcript has a single exon. Lineage: Eukaryota; Euglenozoa; Kinetoplastea; Trypanosomatida; Trypanosomatidae.
AUGACUGAAGAGAAGCAGCAGAAGCCAUUGUAUGCUCAACGGCUUUGUGGUAUGGUUGCUUUGACCACAUUGAGGGCGGGGGAUGACUUGCUAGCGGCUGCUGCCAAGGGUAAAAUCAGGGAAGAUGUUUUAAAUGCACGUGCCACACGACUGCUUGGGUUCAUGCAGCCACAGAGUGAACUCUCAUCCACCGAAGAGGUGCUUCUGAGGGCUUUUCAACAAGAGUUUGACAUAUCCCAGCCGGGGGUACGACACACUCUUCUGUGUUCUUUUCCUCCAGGUGAUGAAAGCGGAGGGUUUUGCCAUUGUGCUCGCCUUUACCGCCCCAUGUUCAACUACACUAAGUGUGAGACCGCCGAUUAUGGUUACUAUCUCAUUGAUCUUAGCGUCGUGUAUAAGGAUCCCACCACCUUGUUGGACGAACUACAGAAGCGAUGGAUAGCAUUGACAAAGGGACUGUCGUCCGAGGAACCUGAACUUGUUUUAAACAUCCCUGAGGUUAUUCUUGUUGUUUUGCAUCCGUCUGAAGCGGCACCGAGAACUACACUGGGGAGUAUGCUACCGUCUCUUGUGAGGCUUGUGUCGGACCAUACAGGCAAGGAGAAGGAAGAAGAGAAUGCGGGAAGGUGGGAGGUACGAAUGUCCGGUUUCCCACCACGACACAAAUUGAAUCUUCCGUUGCGGCAGCUUAAGCAGCUUUGUACCGUUUCCAUCGAAACGAGGUCGGAAAACUACACAAACGGAUGCAACUGGAUCAUUAGCAGCCGGCGAAAGUCUGCCAUCAAGUCCAGUUCCUGCAAUGUGCACCUUGUAUCCAGCGACUUUCUAAAACAUUCAUUGUUCUUUAUGGAAUGGUGCGUCCCAGAGGAUUUUCACUUGAUCCCUCGCUGGCCCGCUUUGAGAGGGGAAGGGCCCACAAGCGAUGUGCUAGCCAGGUUGCUUUUGGAUGUAACAAAGCAAGAAGCGGGCACUACGAUCCCUCCGGAAAAAGUUCCUCAAGGUCGGCCUCGUCUCAACAUCGACGUCACGGGUAAACGAUUCAAAGAGUUGGAGGGAAUUUCAAGGAACAUAGUCCCUUGGGUGCAUGUUUUGUGUCCGCAGUGCGUAAAAGGCGGUGAUGGGACAAAUUCCCUGUCAACUACUAUACACUCGCACCCGGAUAAUAGUUCCGAGUACAGCUGCGGAGAGGUCGUACGGAUUCCAUGCGCUUUGUCUUCCGAAGCGUACAAUUACUAUGAGCAUCGAGUGAAAACGAUUAACGGCAUAAAGCAGGAUAUUGACGUGCGCUUCGUAGAGAGCGUGUAUACUGCCGUUUCUACCGUACCACAACAACAUCUAGCAGUGGAUAGCUUACUCGGUCAACUCGAAAUGACAGAAGAGAUGUUUCAUAAUCUCUCUCUCCUGCAAGGUUACGGGGCCUCCGUACUUCCACUUUCAACCGGUGUCGCAGCUUCCACUUCCGUUGUAGCUGCGACAUGCGCGGUUCACGCUGGUAAAACCGCUACCAACAGGAGAGUGACAUGGUUGCUGCACAAAUGGGAGGCACAACACCGUGGUCUUCCCGAAAGAAGAAAACACACCUCUGCACCGCCACGUUCAGCUAAUGAAAGCCACAUACCCGAGGGCAUCGGAUCUUUGUUGGAGGUGCUGAGAGAACAGUUCCUCACGGUCACGGGAAGUGCUUCACCACAUCGUGGCCCCUUUUUUCUUUCAAGGGAUGGGGAAAAGAUGCUGGAAACCCCAUUUAUCACUGGGGAGAAUGUGGAGGAGAUUAAUGAAAGAGUGGUGGAACUAGCCGACGUGGCGGAGGUAAAGUGCAUGUUUGAUGUUACAACGAACUCCGAGACAGACGCAGAAGUAAACGAGGAAAAUAUUAUGGUUUCAUUGCCAUCCGGACUGCUUAAAGACACACUAAAGUCAUCUAUCGUCUCCUUUGCACCGUGCUCUCCGAUCUUAGGCGCGGUUGUUAACUCCAACACCGGCGACGGUGCCGAUUCAUGUGUUUGCGAGGAUGAUGAUCUGAUUGUGUUCGAAGGUGCCUCGGGUUGCACAUGCACACCUGAGUCCUUAUUGGAACUUUUAGGUGCUGUCCUCAAUGACUAUCUGAAACUAUUUGAAGGAAGCGAAAGGGUCGGAUGUGAAUCGUUUUGUCGUCGCCGCAUGGCUCAGCGGGAGUCGGUCACCACAAAUGGUUUUUGGGGCGCAAUCAUGGAGGAGUUACGACAUGCUUUAGUAGUCGUUAGGGAUAACGGUGUGAAUGAUUUCAAUGGGGCGGAUGGUGUGGCUGCACAUUUUCUCCCUAAAGCAGCGGAGUGUACUCUUCAAACCCUCCGAAAGCAUCUGAGAGAUGCCGCGUGCGCGGAGGCUCCGGCCACCGAGGGACGGGGAAAACUGUGGCUAAAACAUAUUGCCUUUUUGUUGGCGCAUGCCUCUUUCUCCAACGCUGCUGCGGGAUCUGCUCAUGUGUUGAAUCAUCGCAGCAAGUUGAAUGAUUUCUCUUCUAAGGUGCUUGAUGAAGAGCGUUUCAGACGUUUCGUUCGUGGGCUGGAAGGACAUUUGUUUUUUCUUGAUUCAGCGUUAUUGGCUGUCGACACAGCGGUGCUCAAGCGGUGGAAACUUGCAGACGAGGAACUGGGUAGACGGCAUCCCAAUUAG